GCCGCUUGCUGUUUCCAGGAGUCUCGGCUUCAUUCCUACGCAGGGACUCAACUCUACUGAGUUAUUCUUGUUCCUUUCUUGAAGAAAAGCUGGUAGCAGACUAAUAUGAAUUCUUCAAAGAGGGGGGACAAAUCAGAAAUGCCACCGCCACCUCCACCUCCACUUCCACCUCCACCUGCAAUACCACCAAAUUUUGUGCCUGAGAAAGCAGUUGUUAUUAAACGUGUUCCAAUGGCCAAGCGUGGAUUUGCUUCCAGAGGACAAUCUAUCUCACUCUUAACAAAUCACUUCAAAGUUGCUCUUUCCAGGACCGAUGGCCACUUUUACCACUAUAGUGUUUCUAUUAAAUAUGAAGAUGAUAGCCCUGCUGAUGCAAAAGGCAUCGGAAGAAAGGUACUUGACAAGGUACAUGACACCUAUGCUUCUGAGCUUGCUGGUAAGAGAUUCGCAUAUGAUGGUGAGAAGAGCUUGUUUACUGUUGGUCCCCUGCCACAAAACAAGCUUGAAUUCACAGUGGUCUUGGAGGAGAUCUCAUCAAACAGGAAGAUUUGGAGUGGAAGCCAUGGAGCUGAUGGUAGCCCAGAUGAAAGUGAUCGGAAAAGAUCAUGCAGACAGCGUCAUUCCAGAACGUACAAAGUCUCAAUAAACUAUGCUGCCAAAAUUCCAAUGCAAGCCAUUGCUCAUGCGCUUCGCGGACAAGAUUCCGAGCAUUUCCAAGAAGCUGUGAGAGUGCUCGACAUCAUAUUAAGACAACAUGCUGCUGAACAGGGUUGUCUUCUAGUGCGCCAGUCAUUUUUUCAUAAUGAACCAAGAAACUUCAUUGAUUUAGGGGGUGGUGUUGUUGGUUGCCGGGGCUUUCACUCGAGUUUUAGGGCCACACAGGGGGGCCUUUCCUUGAAUAUGGAUGUUUCAACCACAAUGAUUGUUAAGCCAGGCCCAGUUAUUGAUUUCCUUCUCAUGAAUCAGAAAGUUGAUAAUCCUGCUCAGAUUGACUGGACUAAGGCCAAAAGGAUGUUGAAGAAUCUCAGGAUCAAGGCUGUAAAUUCUAAUAUGGAAUACAAAAUUAGUGGUUUGAGCGACCGGAUAUGCAGGGAGCAAAAGUUCUUCUUGAAAAUAAGAAAAGAAGGAACUAGUGAAGCACAAGAAGUAGAAAUAACAGUCUAUGACUACUUUCUUCACCACCGCAAUAUCCGCUUGAGGCACUCCGCAGACUUUCCAUGCAUCAAUGUUGGGAAGCCAAAGCGUCCCACUUAUAUUCCUGUUGAGCUGUGCUCAUUGGUUUCCUUGCAACGUUAUACCAAAGCCUUGUCCAAUCUUCAAAGAGCUUCACUUGUAGAAAAAUCUCGACAAAAGCCCACAGAGAGGAUGAAUGCCUUGAAAAAAGCAUUCACUAGCAGUAACUAUGCUGCUGAUCCUCUUCUUGGAUCUUCUGGAAUUUCUAUUAGCAGUGAGUUCACUCGUAUUCAAGGUCGUGUUUUGGCACCCCCCAAGUUGAGAGUUGGCAACGAGGAGGACUUUGUCCCUCGUAAUGGAAGGUGGAACUUCAACAAUAAGAGGCUGGUUGAGCCUAUAAAGCUCGAAAGGUGGGCUGUUGUGAACUUCUCCGCUCGAUGUGAUAUAAGAAACUUGUGCAGGGACCUGGCUAGAUGCGGGCAAAUGAAAGGAAUAUCUAUCAAACCACCUUUCCAAAUGUUUGAAGAGGAACCACAGUUCAGACGCAGUCCCGCUCCUACAAGGGUGGAUGAGAUGAUUGCAACAAUCAAGUCAGGACUUCCAGGGGAGCCUCAGUUUCUUCUCUGCAUUCUGCCAGAGAGGAAAAACUCUGAUAUUUAUGGCCCAUGGAAGAGGAAAAAUCUCUCCGAUCUCGGGAUAGUUACUCAGUGCAUUGCUCCUACACGCAUCAACGAUCAGUACCUGACAAACGUGCUCUUGAAGAUCAACGCCAAGCUUGGCGGUAUUAAUUCAUUGUUAACUAUUGAGCAUACUUCUUCGAUACCGCUGGUUUCCAGCGUCCCCACCCUUAUUGUCGGAAUGGAUGUCUCCCACGGCUCUCCUGGUCGCUCAGAUGCUCCGUCUAUUGCUGCGGUGGUCAGUUCAAGACAGUGGCCUUUGAUUUCUCGAUACCGGGCUGCAGUCCGUACGCAGUCUCCAAAAUCGGAGAUGAUAGAUUCCCUCUUCAAGAAAGUGUCGGAUACUGAGGAUCAUGGCAUUUUCAGGGAGGCAUUGCAGGACUUCUAUAAAAGUUCCAAGCAAAGGAAACCAGAUCAAAUAAUUAUUUUCAGGGACGGUGUGAGUGAGUCACAGUUCAGUCAAGUGCUAAAUGUUGAGCUAGAGCAGAUUAUGGAGGCUUGCAAGCUUCUGGAUGAAAGCUGGCAUCCCAAGUUCAUGUUGGUGGUGGCACAAAAGAACCAUCACACAAAGUUUUUCCAGGCAAACUCCGAUGAUAAUGUUCCACCAGGGACUGUGAUUGACAAUGGGAUUUGUCACCCAAGAAGCAAUGACUUCUACAUGUGUGCUCAUGCUGGCAUGAUUGGAACAACACGACCAACUCACUACCAUGUUCUUUACGAUGAGCUUGAUUUCUCUCCCGAUAAUCUGCAAGAACUUGUGCACUCUCUAUCUUAUGUGUAUCAAAGAAGCACUACAGCUAUCUCCGUAGUUGCUCCUAUUUGUUACGCGCACUUGGCUGCUGCUCAAAUGGCUCAGUUCAUCAAGUUUGAAGAAGCAUCGGACCGAUCAUCGAGCCACAGCGGGACAGCCGCGGGUGGUGGAGUUUCAGUGCAGGAGCUUCCCAGGUUGCAUGAUAGGAUCAGCAGUUCUAUGUUCUUCUGUUAAGGAAUUUUAGGGGCAGCAAUCAGCACAUCCUCUUCAGUCGAUCCUCUUUUCUUGAUCACUCGUGAUGGUGUACUCUACUUAAUUUUCUCAUCUUUACGAGAAACUUUGUCAAUUUUGCCUUCUUGAUGGGCUGUGAGACUAACUUUAAAUGAAUUCUGGAAUU
Messenger RNA from Sesamum indicum (sesame), 2998 nucleotides. Its product is annotated as protein argonaute 4A. Gene Ontology annotation, molecular function: RNA binding; protein binding. NCBI's taxonomy places the organism in Eukaryota, Viridiplantae, Streptophyta, Magnoliopsida, Lamiales, Pedaliaceae. The record is from RefSeq and is a predicted model, not a curated record.